Dryobates pubescens (Downy woodpecker) is the source of this 1442-nucleotide messenger RNA. It is a transcript of the gene FLOT1, whose product is annotated as flotillin 1. Gene Ontology annotation, biological process: positive regulation of cell junction assembly; protein kinase C signaling; positive regulation of endocytosis. NCBI's taxonomy places the organism in Eukaryota, Metazoa, Chordata, Aves, Piciformes, Picidae. Bases 129 to 1418 code for a protein of 429 amino acids. Gene Ontology annotation, cellular component: plasma membrane. The transcript is spliced from 13 exons. The record is from RefSeq and is a predicted model, not a curated record.
CAAGAGCGGCGCUGCCGCGGGGGCUGCCGGGAUCGUGGAGGCUCCGCUGCGGGUGGGGCCCAGCUGCGGCGGGAGGACCGGGAGCGGCCUGGCGGAGGAGUAACGGCCCCGGGCGGGUCCCUUCCAGGAUGUUCUUCACCUGUGGCCCCAACGAGGCCAUGGUGGUCUCAGGUUUCUGUCGCAGCCCCCCCGUGAUGGUGGCUGGGGGGAGGGUCCUGGUGAUCCCCUGCCUGCAGCAGAUCCAGAGGAUCUCCCUCAACACUCUGACCCUCAACGUGCGGAGUGAGAAGGUCUACACUCGCCUCGGGGUCCCCAUCUCUGUCACUGGCAUCGCCCAGGUGAAGAUCCAGGGGCAGAACAAGGAGAUGCUGGCAGCUGCCUGCCAGAUGUUCCUGGGCAAGUCGGAGGCAGAGAUCGCUCAGAUCGCCCUCGAGACCCUGGAGGGCCACCAGAGGGCCAUCAUGGCCCACAUGACCGUGGAGGAGCUGUACAAGGACCGGCAGAAGUUCUCGGAGCAGGUGUUCAAGGUGGCCUCCUCCGACCUGGUCACGAUGGGCAUCAGCGUCGUCAGCUACACCCUCAAGGACAUCAAGGACGACCAGGACUACCUACACUCGCUGGGGAAGGGUCGCACGGCACAGGUCCAGCGCGAUGCCCGCGUGGGGGAGGCCGAGGCCAAGAGGGAUGCUGGCAUCAGGGAGGCUGCUGCCCGCCAGGAGCAGGUCUCAGGGCAGCUGCAGAGUGAGGCCUGCACGGCUCAGGCCCAGAGAGACUUCCAGCUGCAGCAGGCAGCCUGCGACGGCGCCGUCAGCGCCCGCCGGGCGCAGGCCGACCUGGCCUACCAGCUGCAGGUGGCCAGGACCAAGCAGCAGAUCGAGGAGGAGAGAGCUCAGGUGCUGGUGGUGGAGAGGGCCCAGCAGGUGGCGCUGCAGGAGCAGGAGAUUGGGCGCCGCGAGAGGGAGCUGGAGGCCACCGUCCGCAAGCCUGCCGAGGCCGAGCGCUACCGGCUCGAGCGAUUGGCCGAGGCCCAGCGGUCCCAGCUGAUGAUGCAGGCAGAGGCAGAGGCUGAAGCCUUGAAGGUGACCGGGGCGGCGCGAGCCGCGGCCUUGGCAGCCAAGGCCAAGGCGGAGGCGGCGCAGACCCAGGCCAAGGCCGAAGCCUUCAGCAGCUACCAGGAGGCUGCGGUGGUGGAUUUGGUGCUGCAGAGGCUGCCACAGGUGGCGCAGGCGGUGGCGGAGCCGCUGCUGGGGGCCCGCAGGGUGACGCUGGUGGCAGGGGGCUCGGGGCCCCUGGGGGUCUCGCGGCUGCCGGGGGAGAUCCUGGAGGUGGUCUGCAAGCUGCCGACCGCCGUCGAGGCCCUCACCGGAGUCAGCGUCACCAAGGCUGCCCAGAAGAACCCAGGAGAGUGCCAGGCCUGAGCCACUGCCACCCUCCCCUGGCAC